Aedes albopictus (Asian tiger mosquito) is the source of this 1953-nucleotide messenger RNA. RefSeq names its product probable glutamate--tRNA ligase, mitochondrial (gene GluRS-m). The record is from RefSeq and is a predicted model, not a curated record. The transcript has 4 exons. Lineage: Eukaryota; Metazoa; Arthropoda; Insecta; Diptera; Culicidae. Gene Ontology annotation, molecular function: glutamate-tRNA ligase activity; zinc ion binding; tRNA binding. Gene Ontology annotation, biological process: glutamyl-tRNA aminoacylation. The coding region runs from base 162 to 1754 and encodes 530 amino acids. Gene Ontology annotation, cellular component: mitochondrion.
AGAUCUUUCUGAUAACGGCCCCCAGAUGCGUGGGUGGAUCGAGAUAGACCCUACAGCGACAGAAACCAUGUUUGUUUACAAAACGAGUUAGACCCUUUAGACAUGUUAAUGCAGAAUUUUUAGUUAAAAAGUUACGAAAUUCCAAUGAUCUCGAUAAAAAGAUGAAUUUUCUAUGGAAAACAGCGAAACGACCAUCGGUGUUCAAUAAUUCGUCGUACCACAUUCGCGGAUGGAUUCUUCCCAGUAGUGCCUGCCGACGGGUGUGUAGCAAUGCGCCCCCGGAUUCCGUCGUCCGAGUGCGAUUCGCUCCCAGUCCUACCGGAUUCAUGCACCUGGGCGGAUUGAGGACAGCUUUGUUCAACUACCUGUACGCGAAGUCCCGAGGAGGUAAAUUUAUACUGCGCAUCGAAGAUACGGACCAGGAACGAUUGGUUGAGGGAGCGACCGAGCGGCUGUACGAAGACUUGAAAUGGGCUGGGAUAGUUCCGGACGAAAGUCCCUGGAAUGAAGGCGAAUAUGGUCCGUACGUUCAAAGUAAGCGAUACGAAAUAUACAAACGGGAGGUGAAAAAGUUGAUGGAAGAUGGUAGAGCCUAUUACUGUUUCUGUUCGGAGCGUCGUUUAGAAUUGAUAAGGAAAGAAGCGGUGCGGUUGCGACAAGUUCCCAAGUACGACAAUAAGUGCAGACACCUGACGCCGGGGCAGGUUGCCGAAAGACUAGCCAAGAACGAUAAGUUUUGUAUCCGGUUUAAGCUGGAUUCGAAGGCGGAUGAGUUUCAGGAUAUGAUCUAUGGGAAGAUUGUGUACUUUUUAGCGCAAAACGAAGGUGAUCCGGUCAUCAUCAAAUCUGACGGCUUUCCUACGUACCACUUUGCAAAUGUGGUUGAUGAUCAUUAUAUGAGGAUAACCCACGUCCUUCGUGGCGUCGAGUGGCAAAUAUCCACUCCGAAGCACAUUCAAAUGUUCCACGCCUUUGGCUGGAAACCUCCGCAGUACGCACAUCUUCCGUUAGUGAUGAAUCCGAACGGGUCAAAGCUCAGCAAACGACAGGGCGAUGUCCAGCUAGAUCAUUACCGUAGAAUAGGAAUCUUCCCCCAGGCCCUUCUCAACUUCAUAACUCAAUCGGGAGGUGGCUUCGACCGGGAACUGGUGGACGUUAUUGGUCCGCAGAUGCAUGACCUCAUUAAGCAUUUCGACCUGAAGAAAAUCAACGCACACUCGAGCCGGCUGAAUCCGGACUUGCUGAAGCAGUGCAACCGGGAGGAGAUCCAGUACCAGCUGAGACACUCGGAGGAGAAAGCUGCCGCCCUGGUCAAGGAGGUCAUACGAAUGGUGAAGGCCGAGUUUGCCGGCGACAAUGUGAAGGGACUGGACUUGGACGAGAAACACGUCCGAGAGGUCCUGGAGUGGUCCGUGUCGAGGAUUGACACGCUGCAGGAUCUGGUGAAAGGGAAGCUUUCUUUCCUGUGGGUGCUGCCGAAAAGUUCCAAAGAUAAAACCAUCGACAGUGAUGUCCUAAAGGUGCUGGCAAAGAACCUUGCCUCCGAAGAGGAGACCGCUUUUACCAAAGCCGAACUGAGCAUAUUCCUGAAAGCAUUUGCCGAACGUAACCACCUGGUGUUCGAACAGCUGAUGAAGUCACUGCGAAGCUGCCUGAGCGGACUCAAGGAAGGCCCCGGGGUGGCGGAAAUGAUGGAGAUCCUAGGCCGUGAUAAGACAAUAGAACGCAUUCUGCUGGCAGCCAGAAGAAAAUAGACUUUUGCUCUGGAUUGGCAAUCAAUCGCCAAACUGGACUUUUAUUUCUCUAAAUUUAGUUCGGAGAAAACUUCGUUAUCUUCUUUUUGGUUAAGACAGAUAUAUGUUGAGAGUAAUAGAUGUAUAGUUAGUUGUAAUAAUAACUGGUAAAGUUAAGCUACCAAUCGCAAGAUAUCUAUUUCAUUUCAUUUACUUCAAA